Messenger RNA from Hydractinia symbiolongicarpus, 3736 nucleotides. Its product is annotated as anoctamin-4-like. Gene Ontology annotation, biological process: chloride transmembrane transport. The transcript has 29 exons. NCBI's taxonomy places the organism in Eukaryota, Metazoa, Cnidaria, Hydrozoa, Anthoathecata, Hydractiniidae. Bases 177 to 3134 code for a protein of 985 amino acids. Gene Ontology annotation, molecular function: protein dimerization activity; chloride channel activity. The record is from RefSeq and is a predicted model, not a curated record. Gene Ontology annotation, cellular component: plasma membrane.
CAAGGGUAACAUUAUAAAGACAAUACCCUUUGUGAAGUGUGGUUACCUGGAGGAUUCCCGUUUCGGUUGCACUGGAACUUAUUGACUAAUCAUGUCGAGGUUGCCAUGCUUAAAUUUUGGCUGGGCUCAAAAAAGAACAAGCAGUAGCUUAGCCUAGACAAAAGUAUCAUAUUAAGAUGAGCAACCAGAAUGAAAAUGGAUCUGCUCCAUUAAUGGUGGGUUUUUCAAAAACAAAAUUAUAUCCAGCACCAACAGGUUAUGACUAUGGAGCUACAGACAACUCCUACGCAAUGACUGGUACGAAUCCACCAUAUCCUUCAACAGCCUUUGAAAACACAGAUCCUACUCUCAACCCAGGAUAUUCACAACCUGUAGCAUAUGAUUAUAAUCCGAAUCCAUCCUAUCAAGCACCAAAUCCACCUUAUCCAGCUAACCCAAUGCCUUCAGCAGUGGUAUCUCCACCACAAAGUCAUAUAGGUUUUGAGGGUGUGGCACCAGAAGAUGAUCAGCCAAGGGAACAUGUUAGAAGUCCAAAAAGACCAGAGGCUGUUACAAAAUACUCCAGAGCAAGUAAACGUGUAGAUAUGCGAGAACAAGAGGGAAAAAUUUUGAAGACAACUUUUCGAGAUGGGAAGAGGGUUGUUGAUUAUGUACUUGCCUAUGAACCAAAUGAAAGUGAUGAAGCAAGGCGAAAAAACCGUGCUGGUAAACGUGAAUUAUUUGAGAAGAAUCUAAAGCGAAUCGGACUAGAGCUGGAAAGGGAGGAUAUUGAGAAUUCAGCUGAUGGAAAAACAGUGUUUGUUAAGAUUCAUAUACCAUGGAAUUUGAUGUGCAAAGGUGCAGAGGAGCUGAGAAUGAAAAUGCCCCUUAAGGAAGAAGAUCUAGAUGCUCGAACAUUUUCUGAAAAGUUGACAGAAGCCAUUUGUUGUUGCUGCACGAAUCCAUUUGAAUUGGAUGAGCAUGACAUACCUGAGCUAUUAAAUUGUUACACUUGUGAGUUUCGCAGAGAUAGAAUGGAUAAGUACAUAUUUCCUGAGAACAAGGAAGAUUUUUUUUCAAGUGCACAAAGAAGUCGAGUUGUACAUCGUAUAUUAAUGAGGUGCCGGUAUGAUGAUCGUAAACACCACCAAAUGGGCAUCAACAGAUUAAUAGCAAACGGGUCCUACACAGCUGCAUACCCACUGCAUGAUGGUCCUCACCUAAUGGAACAUUCAUUAUUAACUCACAAGCAAGAUAAUGACAGACAGCUAUUGUAUUAUCACUGGGGAAGACCUGGUCGAUGGUUCAAAGAACAACCUUUAGAUUUAAUAAGAAAAUAUUUUGGUGAAAAGAUUGGUUUAUAUUUUGCUUGGUUAGGUUUUUAUACAUCAAUGUUAAUACCUGCUGCAAUAAUGGGAUUAACUGUCAUUAUAUAUGGCUUGGCUACCAUGAAUGACUAUGAACCAAUAAAAGAUUUAUGUGACCGUAAGAUAAAUCUUCCGAUGUGUCCAAAAUGUGAUAACAAAUGUGCAUACACUGAGCUGAAUGAUAGCUGCUUGUAUUCCAAGGUAACAUACAUCAUUGACAAUCCUUUCACCAUUGUGUUUGCUGUGUUUAUGUCAUUCUGGGCAACUUUUUUCCUUGAGUUUUGGAAACGCAAAGAAGCAGUAAUUCAAUAUGAUUGGGAUAUGAUGGGCUUUGAAGAUGAAGAGGAACAGCCUCGUCCUGAAUUUGAGGCUGCUGUCAAAACAAUGAGGUUAAAUCCAAUCACCCAGUUAGAAGAACCGUAUAUUUCCAACAAGAAUGUAUGUCCACGUUAUACUGUGGCAAUAAAUUGUGUUCUGUUUAUGAUCAUUCUCGUUAUCAUCGCCAUUUUAUCUGUGGUUGUGUAUCGUAUUGCAGUGUAUGCAGCGAUUGCAGCCACAUCUAGUAUAGACAUUGGUUGGAUUGGUUUAAUUGCAACCUCCACUGCAGCUAUCAUCAACUUAAUCGCCAUUAUGCUUCUAAAUAAAAUAUAUGAAAAAUUAGCAUACUGGCUGACGCAUUGGGAAAUGCCAAAAACUCAAACAAUGUUUGAUGACUUGUUCACUUUUAAAAUGUAUUUAUUUCAAUUCAUCAAUUUCUACGGCUCACUGUUCUACAUAGCCUUCUUCAAACUUGAUCCUGGAACACCAAGUAAAUAUAAUCGCAUCUUUGGAUUCCGAAGAGAGGAGUGCAAUCCUGCUGGCUGUUUAUUUGAGCUUGGUCUACAAUUAUUUGUCAUCAUGGUGGGAAAACAAGUUUUUAACAAUUUCAUCGAAAUUGUGGUCCCAAAACUUAAAAAUUGGUGGCGUAAACGUGACAAUUUGAUCGAAGAGCAGGAGAAGUUAUCGCAAUGGGAACAAGAUUACGAUCUAGUUGAGCAAAACCCACAAGGAUUGUUUUACGAAUACUUGGAGAUGGUUGUCCAGUUUGGCUUCAUUACUGUUUUCAUCGCAGCCUUUCCGUUGGGUCCUCUGUUUGCACUUUUGAAUAAUCUCAUUGAGAUCCGAGUAGAUGCUUACAAAUUCGUCACAAUAUUUCGUCGUCCAAUGGCGCAACGAACUGAAGAUAUCGGUAUAUGGUUCGAAAUUUUGUCUGGCGUGGCGAAAAUAUCCGUAGUUGUUAACGCUUUUGUCAUUGGCUUUGUGUCAGAGUUUGUGCCUCGCCUUUACUAUGAAAUAUCGCAAUCCGAUAAUUCCGAUAUGGUUGGCUUUUUGAACAGUACUCUUUCUUGUUUUGAUGUUCACGAUUUCGCGGAUGGUAAAGCACCAAAUGAUCCGUUCACACUUCGGAACGGUAGCUGUGGAUUCGGGAAAUCCACUUGCAGGUAUCGUGGCCAUUAUGAACCCCCGUACAGAUAUUACAACGGCAGUGUAAUUCGAAAUGAAGACGCGUAUGAACACGCCCCUGCGCAUUGGCACCUUAUCGCCGGAAAAUUGUUUUUUGUUAUUGUUUUCGAGCAUUUUGUCUUCGCCAUCUCCGGAUUCAUUGCAUGGAUUAUCCCAGACGUUCCAGCUCGGUUGGCUCAGCGAAUAAAACGUGAAAAUUAUUUGGGAAAGCAAGCAAUCAACGAAUCAUCUCGCGACGAUCAAUCUGAUACCGGCUCAAUAAAUUUCCGGGCGCCGAAUAUGUAAUAUUAAGGGACCGUACACACUAUAUACAAUUAUUGUAUAACGUUUUUAUAUCUAUUUGGAUAUUUUUGCAGAGUUUAAUAAGUGCUUUUGCACGGGACAUUUUUUUGUGAUGAUGUAUUCAUGAAAAUAUAAAGGUUAAAUUCUUAUGACAUUAGGCUUAAUAAAAGCGUUUGAACGGUAGAUUUUAGAUGAAACAGUUUUACAGAAUGCAUAGUUUGAAUAAGCAACUUUUGUUCGGUUUGCGCUGGAGUCUUGGUUACUGUAUGUUAAAUUUUAUAUAUAAGUUGCUGAAACUUUGUACCAAAGAUAUGGUUGAUAUUUUCUAUCAUUUGAUUCAAUUGAACAAUGUGUAAAUUUAAGUGAUUUAUAUUUAUUAAGAAAUUGUUAUUCUUUCGAAAGUAUAACAUACAUAAUUUAUUAUUCAAGUCGACCUCGUUCCCAAGAACGUUUGCUUGUUUAUAUUGCGUGGGAAAGAUGCGAGAGGCCCUGGGAAUGAGGUUGUAUUUAAACGAGUUUUUUUCUUUAGAUCCUUUUUUCUGCUUAAUGACGUUUUUUGUUAUUCUGUGAGUUGAAAAUCAGAAAUACAUUAAGAAUUCCUUUAA